UGGUGACGUGUGUCAUCCCCAGUCCCUUUCUAGACCCGCCUUAUUCCCUUUUUUCAAAACCUUAUUUUCUCCAAAAACUAACCGUUCGGAUUGGAGAAGAGAAAAAUCAAAAUCAAAACCCUACAAAAAUCCCCUCUUCAAAACCCUCUCCAAAAAUCAAAAUUAAACCUCGAAAUCGAAAUCAGGAUCGAAAACCAGCUGCCCGCAGAAAACAAAUGGUGGAAAUUGAAUCGGAAUCUGAAGAUCAGCAGGACCCAGUGGAGGCGUUCAUGAGCUUGGACCGGUGGCCGUCGUCUCCGGUUGAAACAUUUCUCGUCGGCUUUGUGAUUGUCAAUGUGGUGGGGCUCCGCCACUACGAAGGAAUCAUCAGCGGCCGGGAAAUCGUGGGGUUGGUCCGGGAGGAGUUGAACCCAUACGACGAGAACGCUAUCAAAGUUCUGAACAUGAGGUCGGUUCAGGUGGGCCACGUCGAGCGCUCCGCCGCCUCUGUGUUGUCCCCUCUGAUCGACGGUGGUUUGAUUACCGUUGAAGGUAUUGUCCCAAAACCACCAGGCAAGGGAAGUAGAUUCAAGAUGCCCUGUCAAGUUCACAUUUUUGCUAGGAUAGAGGAAUUUGAGAGAGUAAAGUUGGCCAUUGCGGGAGGCGGGCUGCAGUUAAUUGCGGAUAAUAAUGCUUCUUUCACAUUAUCAGAGGCAAUGGCUGUAAAAGAGACAAAAAGUACUCUUGGGGAGAAGAGUGUCGAUGAGAUAUUCAAACUGUUGGACAUGAAAGUUGGUAAGCAAGGGGUAUCGGAGGCGUUGGACCCACCAAAAGACAUGAUAAAAUCAGAGCUUUUUUCUCAUCAGAAGGAAGGACUGGGAUGGUUAGUUAGUAGGGAAAAUUCAUGCGAUCUGCCUCCUUUUUGGGAAGAAAAAAACGGGGUGUAUGUCAAUGAGUUGACCAAUUUCCAGACUGAUACAAGACCCGAUCCUUUGCAAGGUGGCAUUUUUGCAGAUGACAUGGGCUUGGGCAAAACUCUUACAUUGCUCUCAUUGAUUGCUCUUGAUAAAUGGGCUCAUCUCGGACAAUCAUCCGGGAAUAUUAAUGGUGAAGAUGAGGAGGAAUUGGGUGAAGAGGAAUAUAAUCCAAUUCUUGAUAAAAAAUCAAAGAGGGGAAGAGGGAGCAGAAAGGCUGAUAAUUCAAGAAAAAAGAGAAAAACCGAGGAUCUUAAUGCUAAGGAAAUGGGAAAAAGGCCCGCCUUGGGUGAAUCCUCUGUUUUGGAGCCAAAGACAACACUAAUUGUUUGUCCCCCUUCUGUCUUUUCGUCAUGGAUAACACAGUUAGAAGAACACACAAGACAAGGCACUUUUAAGGUGUACAUGUACUAUGGUGAACGGACUAAAGAUGCGACAGAGCUUGGGAAGCACGAUAUUGUACUGACAACAUACAGUACACUAGCUAGUGAAGAAUCUUGUGAAGGAUCUCCCAUUAAGAAGAUUGAGUGGAGACGAGUUAUAUUGGAUGAGGCCCACGUGAUUAAGAAUGUAAACACUCAACAAAGUCGAGCGGUCACUAAUCUGAAAGCUAAGCGUAGAUGGGCUGUUACAGGGACACCCGUGCAAAAUAACUCUUUUGAUUUGUUUUCCUUGGUGGCUUUUCUCAAGUUUGAACCCCUUUCAAUGAAAAGCCUUUGGAAUAGUCUGAUACAACGCCCACUUACUCAAGGAGAUGAGAACGGUAUCUCUCGGCUGCAGGUUCUUAUGGCAACUAUAUCUUUGAGGAGAACAAAAGAUAAAGCCAUGGUUGGUCUGCCAACUAAAAUCAUCGAGACCUUUCUCGUGAACCUCCACGAAGAAGAGCGCAAGGUUUAUGAUCAGAUGGAAGAUGAGGCCGGCAAAAUUGUUAAAAACUACAUUUCCGAUGAAAGUGUUGUCAAAAACUAUUCUAAUGUUCUUAGUAUACUUUUAAGGCUUCGUCAAAUUUGCAGUGAUUUGUCCCUCUGCCCAGCAGAUCUCAGAGCUCUACUUCCUUCAAGCCAAAUCGAAGAUGUGGCGAACAACCCAACAUUGCUGCAGAAAUUGCUUUUAGUGUUACAAGAUGGAGAAGAUUUCGACUGUCCAAUCUGCAUAUCUCCACCCACAGACAUCAUAAUCACAUGCUGUGCUCACAUUUUCUGCGAAUCCUGCAUCCUUAAAACAAUCAAACGAACAAAACCCUGUUGUCCAAUGUGCCGCCACCCACUUUCCGAAUCCGACCUCUUCAAAGCCCCUCCAGAAUCUUGUCACUCAUCUACUACCGAAAAGGGUUCUUCGUCAAGAUUAUCAUCCAAAGUUACCGCACUCUUAAAACUCCUCUCUGCAGCAAGAGAAGCAAGGCCAUCUUCUAAAUCAGUCAUCUUCUCUCAAUUCCGAAAAAUGCUUCUUUUACUCGAAGAGCCAUUGAAAGAAGCUGGUUUUAACGUGAUUCGCCUAGACGGUUCGAUGAACGCUAAAAAGAGAGCACAAGUGAUUAAAGACUUUGGAGUGCCAGCUCCAGUGGGGCCCACGAUCUUGCUUGCGAGUUUAAAAGCUUCAAAUGCGGGAAUAAAUCUUACAGCUGCUUCGACGGUUUAUUUAAUGGAACCGUGGUGGAAUCCUGGGGUUGAAGAACAGGCUAUGGACAGAGUUCAUAGGAUCGGUCAAAAAGACGAUGUAAAGAUUGUGAGGUUGAUUGCGAAAGAUACUAUAGAGGAAAGAAUAUUGCAAUUGCAGGAAAAGAAGAGAGUGUUGGCGAAGAAAGCUUUCGGGAAACGGGGGCAAAAGGAACAGAGGGAGAUUAAUAGAGAAGAUCUCAGUGCCUUGAUGAACUUGUGAGUCUUGAUUUUUGAUAACUUAACAUUUUGGACAAGAGUUUGUCUUGUUUUUUGAAGUGGUAUCUGAUAAUUGCAAAAUACCAAAAAGAACCCUAAUGUUUUUUGAGUUAUUUUUUGGGUUGUGAAGUUGUAUGCUUUGAUGUAUACUGAUGGAAUGUGACUGUUCCAUUGGUGUAUUAGCAUUUUUUGCCUGUGAACAAUAUGAAACGGUGUCGUUUAAUACAGACCACAGUUAAAUUACAUUUGUUGGUUUAUGGAAUUUUUUGGUUCCAAAUUAUUUUA
Molecule: messenger RNA, 3112 nt
Organism: Erythranthe guttata (spotted monkey flower)
Lineage: Eukaryota; Viridiplantae; Streptophyta; Magnoliopsida; Lamiales; Phrymaceae
Product: DNA/RNA helicase protein
Biological process (GO): DNA repair
Cellular component (GO): nucleus
Molecular function (GO): zinc ion binding; hydrolase activity, acting on acid anhydrides, in phosphorus-containing anhydrides; ATP binding
Source: RefSeq, a predicted model, not a curated record